Fonsecaea erecta is the source of this 2172-nucleotide messenger RNA. RefSeq lists its product as hypothetical. Gene Ontology annotation, molecular function: protein homodimerization activity; double-stranded telomeric DNA binding. The transcript is spliced from 2 exons. Lineage: Eukaryota; Fungi; Ascomycota; Eurotiomycetes; Chaetothyriales; Herpotrichiellaceae. The coding region runs from base 1 to 2172 and encodes 723 amino acids. The record is from RefSeq and is a predicted model, not a curated record. Gene Ontology annotation, biological process: telomere maintenance via telomere lengthening.
AUGGCACAACCCUCUUCGACCGAGCGACCCAUGCAGACUUCCAAAGAAGAGCACCUACCCCACCACGAUGCAGAUCGACAUAGAAACCCUGCAACCUCUCGGUCACCACCAGCCGCUCUAGAGGUCGACGACAAUCCGCGAAGUCCUAAGCGGCGACGGCUUUCCACAGAUGAGGAUCAGCAGAUAAUCAAAGCUGAAGUUGAAGAGGAAGGUCCUGGUGGGCCGUCUGUGGUUACAAAAUCUACAACAACUCGAGGAGAUCAAGAUGGGGAAUCCGAAACAAACCUUUGUCAAUCGCGGCAUUCUUCCUCGGAUAGGGUUCAGCAGACCGUCAAGUCUGUCAUCAAGACCGAAGGCUCUGAGAUUCAGGCUGAGGCUGUAAAAUCCGCGACAACAGCUGCAGGUCAAGAUGGCAAUGGUGCGACACAUCCUCCCCAGCAACCGUCUCCUGCGGCAAACGCCCGCCUGGAUAACUUGGCCAUCCUCGACAAGCAAUCGUCACAGCUCCUGACCUUCUUAUCUCGAUUGACGCCGGCCGAAGCAAUGGGUCUCUCGAGCGCGCCGAACGCCCCAAGCACCAAAGAGUAUGCCGCAUUGCGUUCCUCGUUUGAUCGCACCAGGAGACUCCUCAGCCCUGGAUGGCCCUUUCUGUCGCCACAUGAUUUGGGAUUGCGCGAGAGCAAUCAAAUUGAGAUCAUCCGCAAGGCUAAUCAGGCAAUCUUCAUGUCGAGCAUCUUCACUGGGGAGAUAGGUCUUCGAGACAUGGACAGGAGCUUUCUCGCCGUGUUCGUACCCGAAAAUGGCAAAUUACUAAAAGCACAGGCUUCCAUGUAUCUCGAAUUGAAAACGCAGGGCUUCAUUACAGCCUGGAGGACAGGUGCUGCUCCACCCAACAUUGUUAUGGCCGACCUCUUCGGACCUGACCUGGACAGAGCUCUCUUAGCAAGAAGGCCCGGCACUACAGGUCUGGCCCCUACGGAGCAGGAGUUCCUCAUCAGGCUUGCAUCCCGUCGCGAGAUUCUGCAAAGCCACGUUAAGAACAGUACCCUUGAUCAGCUUCCCUUAAAGUAUAGGUGGGAAGAUUUUAGCCGAGAAGUGUCCUCCUACCUAAUCAAGCAUAUCGAGAACUCCUCCAAUCCCAGCGAUGCUCCAUCUAAUGAGGGCGCUGACCUCACAAGGAGUCUCCAUCGAGGGCAGAUGGAAGGGCAGUUCUCUAUCCAUGGCCCCCCCCUCCCAGUCUCGUUGGCCGACUCUAUUCUUUCGCCCAGAUCUCAGGUCAAGCAUACUACCGAGCUAGCAGAUGACGACGACUUUGUUGCUCAAGCGGCAAGGGCUGCAGAGAUUGCGCUUCGAAGCACCUUAGGCUUAUCGUACUCGGAAAAGAUCCCCGACGGUCCUCCAUCAACACCUCCAACAGUACAGCCCGACACGUCCGCAGCCCGUCCACCUGCGCCACCUCCCGAAUCAUGCGACCCUAACUUGGAUACUGCCUCGUCUAAACCAAUCGAGCAAAAGACGUCUUUUGAGGAGAUUCCUCAUGCAUCUCAGACUGCUCCUACUUCAGUUCUCUAUGAAAGAGCCCGGCUGGCCGCCACAAAAGCUUCACUUGCUUUGGAGAAGAAGUCGAUUGCCCCUAGUCCGAGACGCCAGUGGACUACGGAGGAAGAGAAUGCUCUUAUGACGGGGCUGGACCAAGUCAAAGGGCCUCACUGGAGUCAAAUUCUUGCCAUGUAUGGGCCUGGCGGCACCAUUAGCGAGGCACUCAAAGACCGAAACCAAGUCCAGCUCAAGGACAAGGCACGAAACUUGAAGCUGUUCUUCCUGAAGAGCGGCAUCGAGGUGCCCUAUUAUCUCAAAUAUGUGACUGGCGAUCUGAAAACGCGUGCCCCAGCCCAAGCUCUCCGACAAGAAGCCAGGGAGCGCAACAAGCUUUUAUCUGAAGGGGAUGACGCUGCUCUCGAUGACUUGCCAGGCGAAGUUGAGAGCGAGGAACAGCUCGCGGAAGAAAUGUUUGACUCUAUGUUCAGUCAGGAGUCACCUCUUACCAACGGAACCGGGCAAGGUACUCCCGCAGACGAAUCCAAGAAGCCUUUUGAACCGAGUAUGGCGGACGUUGAGGCAGUCAUAGCCAAAGCAAGCGCACACACGUCGCAGUCCACCGGGUCUAGCUAG